AUGAAGAUGGAAAAGGAUAAUCACAUCGACCAAGUAGAUAACUUGCAACUUGACCAUUGGAAACUCAUUCUAACACAGGAUUCAGAGCUUGCCAAAAUUUGGAAACUGACCAUCUAUGUAAUCAUCAUGAUAUUUCAAGAAACAAGACAGACUCUUACAGAGCUUUUCAUGCCUAACAAAAUGCUGGCCAAGUCACGCCUGCGGGCGUGGACCAAUACCGGACCGGAGUGGUGCCCUCAGCCCUCUCCCAGACGCCAGCCCUCCCUGUCCGACGCACCCACCAUCUGUGUCCUGCCCCAGGGAGAGCCCGGGAGGCUCAGUCUGAGCGCCCCCUCCCCUCCAAUCGGCCGAACUCCAACCUCGCACCUUCAUGGGCACAUCAACACCCAGGGAGUGAGCACCUCCAUGAGGAGAGAGCCCCGGCCUAGCCUCCCGGGAGGACCGAGGCACAGAUGCCCCAGGCAUUUCGACACCCCGCUAGAUCCGGAUCCGGAGGUCUCCGGUGCCCACACCCCACUCGAGCCACUGGUCACUCACCGCGCGUCGCGGGUGUGCGGGCGGCGGCUCAGGCCGGCGCGCUCCCGGCGCUCCCCGCGCACGUGUCGCGCUAGCCCCCGGCGCUGCGAGCUUCCCCCCGCCAGCGCGCGCCCUCGGGCCGCCGAGUCCGCAGCGCGCGGCUGGUCGACCCCGAGGGUGGGAGCGGCGGCGCCAGGGCUCGCGGAUGUGGGGGCGAGCGAGGAACGCGGUCGCAAGUUUCAGCGGCCGGACGCUGGGCCCCGCCGGCGCCUGCGGUUUCUACGCCGCCCUCCCAGCGGGCCGGGGCCGCGGCCCGGUCCUGCCACCGGUGGGCUCCCGGCGCCGCCUUGAGCAAGGUUGGUUAAUUUUGUCACCAUCCUCCAAACCAUCUAAUCUUACAACUUUAAAGUAGUGGUGUGUGAACUGAAGUGGGGGAUGUUUACAAAGGGAAUUUCCUGAUUUAACAUGCAAAAAGGUUUGUGA
This is a messenger RNA of Mustela erminea (ermine), 999 nucleotides long. Its product is annotated as proline-rich protein 2-like. The record is from RefSeq and is a predicted model, not a curated record. The transcript has 4 exons. Lineage: Eukaryota; Metazoa; Chordata; Mammalia; Carnivora; Mustelidae. Bases 1 to 867 code for a protein of 288 amino acids.